Darwinula stevensoni is the source of this 5930-nucleotide messenger RNA. Lineage: Eukaryota; Metazoa; Arthropoda; Ostracoda; Podocopida; Darwinulidae. The record is from the annotation of a GenBank genome assembly.
AUGUGCAGGAAACUUCUGGAUUUGGAAAUGAACCCUCUUGGUUUUGAUGCAGAGGAGAUGUAUCAUUUUCUUCUUCUUCGAUUUACCAGAACUCCAGCUCCAGUUCAGGACCAGGCACUCUCCUGGAUUCAGAUCCUGUCCAAGUUGGAUCUUGGGAUCCCAAUCCAUUUUCUGCUGAAGAUAUUCCAUAAUGGAGUGAAGGCAUUAGGACCUGAAUCCACUCAGGAAGUGUCCUUGAGGCUGAUACAACAACAAGGAAGUGCACCAUUGACUCCAGUGACUCUGCCUGGUUCAUCAGGGCCUCAGUUGGGCCACCUAGAUGAAAAUGAAAUCUGGCUCGGCUGUUUCUUGAAAAUGCUUGAUGUAUUGUUGAAACAAAUGGAAAUUUUGGAAGUGAAGCAUCAUCAGGGGUUGGACACAUUUCCUGGGCCCCAAGUUCUCUCUUUAUUGCAUCUCAUGCAUCAAAUUCCAUGGCCUGGAGACCACACCUGCACUGAGCAGGCAGAGAGAGAAGAACGUCGCCAUCAUCGGCUUGCACGAAAGGGUCCAGAGGAUGAAGUUGAAGACAUGACACCUCAAGUGAUGGAUUGCACCCUGUGCUUUCUGACUGAUAUCUGGUAUCAGCUGGCCAGAGACUUACUUUUAUAUCUCAUCCCACAACCCAUACCUGAACAAAAUGAGUUGUUGGAUGAUGAGCUGGUCCAUUCAACAACAGAAGCUUUAAAGCCCCUUUCAAGUGAAGGUGGUGGAGAGGCAGUUCAAAAGUCAAGCGAGAUGAAGCCAUCUGAUGUGGUCAUUACUCUUGGAGAACCUUCUACAUAUUAUUCAGGGAUUGCAACUGUUCCACUUUUGCCGCACAUUCAAACUGCCACAGUGGAGACAGUCCAGGAAGAUAUUGCCCCAAUGAUCCCCCAGGAGCGGGCUGUCACUGCAACUGCAAGAGCCAUCACCAUCACUGAUGAUGAUGUUGCAACGGCCAAAGUGGAAGUCGCAUCUGCAAUUGUGGUGAAUGAGAAUGAUGAACCAGUGCCUGUUGGGAGUGAAGAGAGUGAUCAUCAGUCUCGGGAACAGUUUUGGAUCACAUCUGUUGGAAAAUUCAAAUUCUCCCUCACUGAACUCCCUUGUCAGCUACAACUCAUAUACCAUAUGCUGAUUCAUUUACCAGAUCACCAUGAUGCUGAUGUGGUCUAUCACCUGCUCAUGUCCCUCAAGCAUCUCAUCAUUCAUGCUGAUAGCCUUGGUAUGGCUGCCAAAGAGCAUCGAGGUUUCCUCAUUUGGACCCAGGAGAACCUUACUAUUCAUAACAUGUGGCAGUUGUGCCAGACUCGUUACUCCCAUGUUGCUGAGGUUGCUGUGCAGGUUCUCCUUCAUUGCCUAGCACUCCCAGGUGGAAGUGAAGUUUUCCAUCAGAUCCUUCAACAUGAGUUCCACAGUGAGGAUUGGCAUGCACGAUAUGCUGCAGUGGAAAGUGUAGUAGUCCUGGGUUGGUUCAUGGAAACAUCUACUGUCCGUAGCAGUGGGAAUAUCCAAUCUUCACUUGCUACUGCCUUUUGCUUCCUUGUGGCUUCACUCUCUGAUCCAUGUUAUACUGUUGCCACAAGGACUAGUGUCUAUCUUGACACUUUCACUGAUGCUUCUCUUAAGUUGUUAUGUUGGUGCAUGGAAGUGCAGUUUGACUUGGUGAUCAUGGAUCGACCAAUGGUGCUGCAAACCCUCUAUCGUCUCUCAACAGCCCUCCCUCACCGGAACAUUCUAACUUGGGACUUCUUCCUCAAUCGUUUUGAUGCUCUGUUUUUGGAGGCUCAGAUUCAGCUUGAACGGGUUGGAGAAGUCCCCUUUCCUAGAGACUUGAAGAACAAUCAGAUUGGAAGUAAAGUUCUGCAGAGGAAACUAAGUCGUGCUCAGGAGGCUUUGAAUAUUGCUUCAAGUGAUUCAAGCAGUAUUCGUACUUUGGCCUCCAGUUUGGGCACUAAAUGGCCCUACAAACGUACUAUGUCAGCACCCUGUGCAAUGAUGGAUCGGUAUGCUUCUUCUAUUCAAGAUCCCAAAGAUCGACCAUAUGGACGUCAAGCAUCAGCCCCAUUAAUGUCAAAGCGCAAGGGGUCAAGGUUUUGGCCUGGUCAGUUCCUUGCUGGCAUGGGACUACCCAACAACUUUACUGAAAGCAAGAAUGAAGACAUGACAGAAGCUCUGGUCUUACAUCGAAGCUUGGAGCUGGAUGAGACAGAUCGAGAGACGCUUCAUCUCCUCAUAUUUUUACUCAUGCAUUUUUUAGCCCAUAAGGCUGAGGGUCUACUGAGAGAGGGUAAAGAAAUCCCAAAACAUCAAGGGAUGGUCAUCCAGCAUCUGACAUACUUCCUUGGAUACUUGCCUUCUGAACGUUCCUUCAUCACAUCUCCAUUUCGCAUUAGAAAUUCUCCAAUAUUCCAAGCAUUUAUCUCAAAUCUUCCUGAAUUGCUGGACAACAACAUGGCAUUUGGUGGAGACUUAGCCCCAAUGAUCCUGUCAGUGCUGGUGUUUGUCCCAUCACCACAAAAGACUCCCAGUGAGAAGUAUCCUCCUAAUUACUCCCUCUGGCUACUGGAUCCAACAUCCCGCUACUCGUGGCUUCUUUCUGCACUUAUCUUUCUCUACAAGUAUCAGUACCAUGCAGAACCACUGUCUGGGCAAGUCCAAGUGAUAGUACGUAUAGUCUUGAAUACUGUGGAAGGAUUUUUCCACCGAUGCAGGACCAUCCCACAUGGCUAUUUCUCCUCUGCUUCUCAACCUUACAUGGCCUUCAACACAAGUGAGACUUCUCUGGGUGCCCUGGAUUUCACAUUUGAGAUGCAUACUCCACCCUGUACCCCACGAAACUUUGAACAAAGAGCAACCCAAGGGGCAUCUGGCACGGGUACCAUAUCUAGUAUGGGUCCUCAUCGACAUUUGUCAAGACGGAUGGAUAGUACUUAUCCUGAUUCUGGCUUCACUGAUCCUGAUGUGGCUGAACCUGAAUUGGCAGUAAUUCCAGAAAGUCCAAAAUCAGAGAGCUCAGCUGAGAAAGAGAGCUUGACGGAGGAGAUGGAAGUAAUAGUGGCAGAGACAAAAAAGCCCCCAGUUGAAUAUGCAUGCAUCUCGGCUGUUGAAGUGAUUGAGCCCCAAGUGUUCCGUGUGAAACCAGCUUUGGUGGAGCCUUUGAUUCAGGUAGUUGAGGUGAAGCCAGUUGUAAUUCAACCUUCAUCUGCUGGGGACAAAGAUAGCCCACUUUCAAACCCCUCCUUUUCCAUCUCAUCCUCUUCCACUACUCUCAAAGAUGAUGAGGAUAUAACUUUGGAAGAGAAAGAGGAGGAGGAAGAUGACAAGGACGAGGGAGGGGACACAAGAUAUGGACGAUAUGGUCGUGUCUUUGAUUCUCAUCCUCGGCUGAACUGGAAAGUGAAAGAAGGUCCUUCACCAAGCAUUGCAGCUCGAAUCACAGAUCGGGGUAAAAGUCGAGAUCCAUCUACCAUUCUGGGUCAACUCAUCUCUUCCUUCCCUGUCCCUUCUCAGGAGAGACUUCUUCCUGUUGGAGGACAGGCACAACAUGGGAGGCCUGUUGCAUUGAUGGCCAUGCAGGAAGAGUCUGAAGAAGACUCAUCUUCAUUGUCCCUCCUUGUAGGCCAAGACUCUGUUGAAGACAACUUUGAUGAAUUUGAUGGGAAGCUGGGAUUGUGCAGUCCUUGGAAAAAUGAGAGAGAUCUCAUAGACCAGGCUCUACCACAGCAAGAACGUCUUUUGCCAAUUGGAACAAGGCAACUCUCUGCAACUGCUACUGCUAUUGCUGCUGUCACCCCUAUCAUCCUUCAGGACUCCUUUGAGAGUGAUGGAAGUGUGCACAUUCCUGGGAACUCUGUCAGCGUGGCUAAGCAAGCACUACGAUGCAUUCUUCACCAGCUUUACCCAAACAACAUUUUUCUCCAGAUCUUCCAGACCUUUGUCACUGAGAAGAAGAGGGUUCAGUUCUUCCGUACCCUCUCACAAGCCUUGUCAGAUUUCACUGAGCUUUCCCUGGCAUCUCCACUUCAAUCAGUCCUUGAGCACUACAGUGGGAAGAAGACAUUGUCAGCAGGGAAUCUUCCAACCCUUCUUUCAAACAUUGCAGUGUAUUUGGAAUCCCUUCCCCUGGAAUUAGCCUCUACUGCUCUGACUCCUCUGCUUCCUCUCUUUGAGUCACUCUUUCGAAAAAUCCUCAACAUCCUUGGAAGCCACCAUACUCUCCAGCCAGCCAUUUCAAUAAUUAUUGCAGUCCUCAAAAUUCCUGGAAUCAACACACAAAAGAGCAUCCUAGACCCAUUUUCCAAGGUUGUCUGCCAAGCACUGGAAUCAGGAGACAUUGGAUACUACACUUUGAUUGAUGUCUGCCACCUCUGCAACAGAGCCUUUGCACGUCCCAUCACUGCCACCAUUGACAAGAGCAUCAAGAAGGUGGUUGAGCAAUGGGUGUAUCACCAGUUGGGUGCCAUGCCAAUUGGUGGUCUGGACGUGGCACUGUCCGACUACAACCUCUUCAGACCCAUGAAUGAAGACCACAUAGGACAUCACUUUGAGAAUGAUAAGGAUGUGAAGAAUGUAGAACGAGAUCGAUUGCUGCUGACACGUUCAGUUGUUCUGCUGUUAGCCCAGGCACUACGUUUCAAAGUCACGCUUCCACCGUCCAGUUUCCUCAUCCUUGUCCAGAUGGUACUAUCAGAUGCAGGAGGCUCUUUCCCACCUGAAGUUCUUGUAAAAAUUCCUUCAGGCAUGCCAGAAGGUUCACUGCCUAUGGGUCCCUUCAACACGUGUGCUGCUGAAUGUCUUCGGGGCCAUCUCACUGACCUCAUCGAUUUUGUCACUGAUGUCCACACUAUCAGCAAAAUCAAAAGCAUGGUGGGGAGUGUGCAGCAGAGUAAAGAAGGACGAGCUUGCCCAAAAGCCCAUGAUGUGGAUCGUGAUGCCCUUGGAGGAAUCUUGAAGUCUGGCCUGGCUCAAUUCCUUGCACUGGAGAUUAUGCGAGGAAACACAAGAGAGAAUCGAGCUGUCACACGUCUUUUGCCUUGGCUCUCUCACACUCCUUCUCUCGUUCAGCAAGGGCCAAGGGAGUUUGUGGAUUGUGUGGCACACAUCCGGCUGUUAUCAUGGAUCUUACUGGGGGCUAUUAGAGGAGGACCAGGGAAGAUUCAGCCUCUGACGUUAGAAUCUUCAUGUCACCUUGCUGAUCACAUCCAGGUCAUCCUAGCAGGAUUCCCUGAACAGGCCAAGGCUUCUGUCAUCCAUAUGUCAUCUCUCUUUCAUGCUUUCAUCCUCUGCCAGCUAUGGACAUUGUAUGUUGAGCAACUUGGUAGUACACCAACUGGUGGAACUGGGGACCGAGAUCUGGCAUCUAAUGCAGCUGCCACUUUGACUGAUUUUUGGGCAAAAGUGACCCCUGCUCUUCUGCAACUCAUUUCACAUUCAAAAGUGCUGAGUGAGAUGGUGAAUCUGCACUUUUUGAACCUGAUGGAAUCUCUCCAAGAAUGUCGUUCCUUGACACUUAGCAAACUCCUCCCACUCUGGACCCCUGUGUUCUAUGCACAUAAUGCACAGGUUCCAGGUCAUCUUCAGGUGCGCCUUCAGGGCUGUCAGGCAUGGCCAAUGCCUGAAGGAACUGGUACUCCACAACAUCUUGCUGAAGGGAUUCAGCAUCUACAGGUCAAAUUGGCCCAAAUUGAAAUGCAGUCUUCAGCUGCCACUCAAUUCUAUUCCUCUCCUUAAACUUGCCCUCUUGGAAGGGGGACAAGGAUUCCAUAGGUUCAUAUUUUCAAGUGGGUGCUCCUUUAUGGGAAACACAGACUUAUUAUUAAACUCAGAAUCUUGUAUGGUAUGUAUUCUUGCCAAAUUCACUGAUAAACUUAGAUACAGAGAUAUUGUGCUGAAUAUAUUGUAUAAAAUGGUGC